AUGGAACGUCGAUCGCGGAGCUGGGCCCUCGGCCUCAGCAUCAUUGGGUUUUUCGCCCUUCUCUUCUCUGCUGGCUUUGUCCAGCAAGUAAAAGCGGACGAUGUCUCGGAAUAUGGCACUGUUAUCGGUAUUGAUCUGGGAACCACCUACUCUUGCGUUGGUGUGAUGCAGAAGGGCAAGGUCGAGAUUCUCGUCAACGACCAAGGAAACCGUAUUACCCCGUCUUAUGUCGCCUUCACCGAUGAGGAGAGAUUAGUCGGAGACGCCGCCAAGAACCAGGCUCCCGCCAACCCCUACAACACUAUCUACGAUAUCAAGCGCCUCAUCGGCCGCAAGUUCUCUGAGAAGGAGCUCCAGACUGAUAUCAAGCACUUCCCCUUCAAGGUCGUCUCCAAGAAUGACAAGCCGGCCGUCACCGUCAAGGUCAAUGGUGAGGACAAGACCUUCACCCCCGAGGAGAUUUCCGCCAUGGUUCUCGGCAAGAUGAAGGAGACUGCUGAGAGCUAUCUCGGCAAGAAGGUCACCCACGCCGUUGUUACCGUUCCCGCCUACUUCAACGACAACCAGCGCCAGGCCACCAAGGAUGCCGGUAUGAUUGCCGGUCUCAACGUCCUUCGCAUUGUCAACGAGCCCACCGCCGCUGCCAUCGCUUACGGUCUUGAUAAGACCGAUGGCGAGCGCCAGAUCAUUGUCUACGACUUGGGUGGUGGCACUUUCGAUGUUUCCCUCCUCUCCAUCGACCAGGGUGUCUUUGAGGUUUUGGCUACUGCCGGUGAUACUCAUCUUGGUGGUGAGGAUUUCGACCAGCGUGUCAUUAACCACUUCGCCAAGACCUUCAACAAAAAGCACGGUGUUGAUGUCACCACUGACGCCAAGGCCAUGGGUAAGCUCAAGCGUGAGGCCGAGAAGGCCAAGCGUACCCUUUCCAGCCAGAUGUCCACCCGUAUUGAAAUCGAGUCCCUUUUCGGCGGCAAGGACUUCUCUGAGACCCUUACCCGCGCCAAGUUCGAGGAGCUCAACAACGACCUCUUCCGCAAGACUCUCGAGCCUGUGAAACAGGUUCUCAAGGACGCCAAGGUUGCCAAGGGCGAGGUCGAUGACAUCGUUCUUGUUGGUGGUUCUACCCGUAUCCCCAAGGUCCAGGCCCUCAUUGAGGAGUUCUUUGGUGGCAAGAAGGCUUCCAAGGGCAUCAACCCCGAUGAGGCCGUCGCUUUCGGCGCUGCUGUCCAGGCUGGUGUUCUUUCCGGUGAGGAGGGUACUGAGGAAAUCGUUCUCAUGGAUGUCAACCCUCUUACUCUCGGCAUUGAGACCACUGGUGGUGUCAUGACCAAGCUCAUCACCCGCAACACCCCUAUCCCUACCCGCAAGAGCCAGAUCUUCUCCACCGCCGCUGAUAACCAGCCCGUGGUCUUGAUCCAGGUUUACGAGGGUGAGCGUUCCAUGACCAAGGACAACAACCUCCUCGGCAAGUUCGAGCUUACUGGCAUCCCCCCCGCUCCCCGUGGCGUUCCCCAAAUCGAGGUCUCUUUCGAGCUCGACGCCAACGGAAUUCUCAAGGUUUCCGCCCACGACAAGGGCACUGGCAAGGCCGAGUCCAUCACCAUCACCAACGACAAGGGCCGCCUUACCCAGGAGGAGAUUGACCGCAUGGUUGCCGAGGCUGAGAAGUACGCCGAGGAGGAUAAGGCCACCCGUGAGCGCAUUGAGGCUCGCAACGGUCUUGAGAAUUACGCCUUCUCCCUGAAGAACCAGGUCAACGAUGAGGAGGGUAUGGGCAAGAAGAUCUCAGAGGAGGACAAGGAGACCAUCCUCGACGCCGUCAAGGAGACCCAGGACUGGCUUGAGGAGAAUGCCGCCACUGCCUCCACCGAGGACUUCGAGGAGCAGAAGGAGAAGCUGUCUGGCGUUGCUUACCCCAUCACCAGCAAGCUUUACAGCGCCGGUGGUGCCGGUGGCGAGGACGACGAGCCCGCUGGCCAUGACGAGCUUUAA
This is a messenger RNA of Podospora anserina S mat+, 1992 nucleotides long. RefSeq lists its product as uncharacterized. NCBI's taxonomy places the organism in Eukaryota, Fungi, Ascomycota, Sordariomycetes, Sordariales, Podosporaceae. Gene Ontology annotation, biological process: endoplasmic reticulum unfolded protein response; cellular response to unfolded protein; protein refolding. The transcript has 4 exons. Gene Ontology annotation, cellular component: endoplasmic reticulum chaperone complex; cytoplasm; nucleus. The record is from RefSeq and is a predicted model, not a curated record. Gene Ontology annotation, molecular function: ATP binding; misfolded protein binding; ATP-dependent protein folding chaperone. The coding region runs from base 1 to 1992 and encodes 663 amino acids.